CCACAGGCUGGACAUCAUCAUGAGCAGAAAGACGCGGCGCUGGAUCUUCCACAUGUUCCUGUGCCUGGGGAUUGUGUACAUGAAGAUCGGGGGCUUCUCGUCCGUCGUGGCUCUGGGGGCCAGCAUCAUCUGCAACAAGAUCCCAGGCCUGGCUCCCCGGCAGCGGACGAUCUGCCAGAGCCGCCCAGACGCCAUCAUUGUGAUCGGGGAGGGGGCGCAGAUGGGGGUCGAUGAGUGUCAGUUCCAGUUCCGACACGGGCGCUGGAAUUGCUCGGCCCUGGGGGAGAGGACCGUGUUCGGGAAGGAGCUCAAAGUGGGCAGCAAGGAGGCGGCGUUCACGUACGCCAUCAUCGCCGCCGGCGUGGCCCACGCCAUCACGACCGCCUGCACCCAGGGCAACCUGAGCGACUGCAGCUGCGACAAGGAGAAGCAGGGCUUCUACAACCAGGAGGAGGGCUGGAAGUGGGGCGGCUGCUCGGCCGACAUCCAGUAUGGCCUCAACUUCUCCAAGGUGUUCGUGGACGCGCGGGAGAUCAAGCAGAACGCCCGUACGCUGAUGAACCUGCACAACAACAAGGCGGGACGCAAGAUCCUGGAGAAGAACAUGCGUCUGGAGUGCAAGUGCCACGGAGUAUCUGGUUCCUGCACCACCAAAACAUGCUGGACGACGCUGCCCAAGUUCCGCCAGAUCGGAUACAUCCUGAAGGAGAAGUACCACCAGGCGGUGCACGUGGAGCCGGUGCGCGCCAGCCGCAACAAGAGGCCCACCUUCCUCAAGGUGAAGAAGCCCUACUCAUACCGCAAGCCCCUGGACACGGACCUGGUGUACAUCGACAAGUCGCCUAACUAUUGCGAGGAGGACCCGGCCACGGGCAGCGUGGGAACCCAGGGCCGUGUGUGCAACAAGACGGCGUCGCAGGCCAACGGCUGCGACCUCAUGUGCUGCGGACGUGGCUACAACACACACCAGUACUCGCGUGUCUGGCAGUGCAACUGCAAGUUCCUGUGGUGCUGCUACGUCAAGUGCAACACUUGCAGCGAGAGGACAGAGGUGUACACGUGCAAGUGACCGCGAGAGCGUCCCGCGCCGGCGAUUGCUUUAUCGACAGGGUUUCGCUUCGGCCGCCGCGGACGUCACGGAAAAAGGAGGGAAAACAAAAAAAUCAUCUGCGGACGACUCCCUCGUCCGAUCAGCAUCCCGCACGCAGCGCGUCUUUCUCCUCGAUGUGCGGGGAAUCGGUGCAGGAGUCCGGGUGCAGGGUUUACGGGACUGACCGAGGACAAAUCUGACCCGCUGGGCAGAGCGGGAAGGAAGUCGUCCGGGGGAUUCGUCCUCGCAGCGUGACGGAGGGCCGAUGGACACGAUGCCAUUAGCCCUGGCACAAGGCCCUGGGCACGAGGGUUAAGUUCGCCCUCGAGGACCAGCACUGUGGAUUGUGCAGCCCACGUCUGUGGCUGGGGGAUUAUUUUAUUUUUUUCUAAUUUUUUCCUUUUGCUCCUGCUGGUUCGAUGGGACCGCCCGUCUUCCGAAACCCACUCUUCAAUCCCUGACCACUCAACCACGGAUCCCUUUCUGAUACUCAUCACUAAUCCUCAGCAUCCUCGUGGAUGGAAGCUGUAGAGAUACUUUUGGCAUGAAUUUUAAUAAGCAGUAAUUGCAAUAUUUAACUUUUUUAUUUAGAUGCGAAAACUAAUAUUAAUUUAUUUAAGUAAACUACUGAUUUCUAUUUCCAUUUCUCUCCUUGCAGGACUGUUCUGUACAGAGUAGAUGUAGUAAGCUUUUCCUCUGGAGUAUUUUUUUGGGUGUUUGUCGAUGGCGACGGAACAACAGCACAUACACACGAAAGAAAGAUACACUGGAAUUAUAUAUGAAACCUUCUAACUACUGUAAUAUAAUAUGGUGGCAAAUUAUAUUAUUACAGGUCAAAAUGUAGAGAUUGUUUUAGAAAGAUUUUUUUUUUCCCCCCUUUGUUUGCUGCUAGUUGUCUGGAAAAAUCAAACUGGCUGUGAUUAACGCGCAACAGCAUAGAUUCGGUUAACUGACAACAGUAACUCCAAGCUAGUUUAUUCUUAACGGAACCAGAAGCAAAGUUGAUCAUCCAGACUAAUUUCCCCAGCUGCGGGAAACCUUAGUUCAGAGAGUAUAUUUUGUAAGAGAUUAUUUUUAUAUGGAUAUUUUAUUUAUAUUAUUUUGUGUAUAAUUCAGUAUAACGCCACCCCUUCCUUAAAUUUAUUGCAGUGCGCAAGAAGAGUUCAGCAAAGUUUGGACUUUGAGAAACGAGAUCUGUGGUUUGAAUUGUUAGGAAUUAACAUGCUAUGAAACAGCUGCACCAGAUGAGUCUUUAUCUACAUACAAAUUCCUUUUUGUUUACUUCAGAACAGCUGAACAUUCAGUACAAGAGCAGGGUAUUUAGUAUCAGUUCUCUCUAAUGGCCCGGUUCUAGUGCCGGCAUUAAUUUCUUUUAAUGGUAACCCUUAAAACUGUAAUUGUAAAGGAAACAAUAUAUUAUAAUGUGUCCCUGGGGUGUCAGCUGGAGCUAUAAAACUGAAAUCUCAAGAUUGGGUUCUGUCAUCAUGAAGAGUGUAAGACUGAUUGAAAACUGCCACGAUUUCCACCGGCCAAACAUUUGUGAGCAACACAGGUUUGACCAAAGACCAGCAAAUGUGGAAUAUUUCUUUUAUAAAGAAAGUUGAGAUGCAUAUUAUUUGAACAGAUUUUAAAAAAGAGAA
Messenger RNA from Scleropages formosus (Asian bonytongue), 2730 nucleotides. It is a transcript of the gene wnt7aa, whose product is annotated as wingless-type MMTV integration site family, member 7Aa. The coding region runs from base 20 to 1069 and encodes 349 amino acids. The transcript has 4 exons. Gene Ontology annotation, molecular function: frizzled binding; cytokine activity. Gene Ontology annotation, biological process: positive regulation of JNK cascade; neuron differentiation; canonical Wnt signaling pathway. Lineage: Eukaryota; Metazoa; Chordata; Actinopteri; Osteoglossiformes; Osteoglossidae. Gene Ontology annotation, cellular component: extracellular region. The record is from RefSeq and is a predicted model, not a curated record.